Molecule: messenger RNA, 303 nt
Organism: Loa loa (African eye worm)
Lineage: Eukaryota; Metazoa; Nematoda; Chromadorea; Rhabditida; Onchocercidae
Exons: 3
Coding region: 1-303 (100 amino acids)
Source: RefSeq, a predicted model, not a curated record
AUGUCAAACUGGUCAACCAAUCCAUCCAAUCUAAUUAUUAGUUAUAAGCUUUCGAUGAUUUUCAACCUCGUAUCACAUUUGACGCAGGAUUACUUAGGAAUUUGCAAGUUAAUGAAUAAGUCUACUUCUUCAGGCUUCACUGGGAAGACAUUAUUUGCCGACACUACCACCCUCCACCCGAACAACCGUCUAAGUCCACCACACCCCACAUUAGCGCUCCAAUGGACCGAAUCACACCACAACCACAGGGAAGCGCGAACGCUUUCCCCAAACGCAAAAAUUAAGCUGUUGUCUCUCGCUUAG